GAGUAUAAAGUGGCAUAUAAUAUAGUAAUCAAGAUUCUCACGAUCCUCAACAGAGCCCUCGCCACCUAUAUUUUGCACUGCCUGCUCUUCCUUCCUUUCCACUCGUCCCUCAAAACUCUCCUUCCGCAGCUCCAAAGGCAGAACCAGAGCAAACCCAGACAGAGACCUCUCUCUCUCUCUCUCUCUCUCUCUGUCUCUCAUGGCGGUGGAGUCUCGGCAUCCCCAUCUUAUCCCUCCACAGCUCCUCGGCAGCAGGUGGGAAGCGGCGAUGAUGAUGGCCCACCACCCCGCUGUGGAAGCGAACGCCAGCUUGUACGGCUCGCAGCCCAUGUACGGGCUGCCCUUGUCGGGAACCUCCACCGCGGACUCUCUCCUGUUCCCCGUGUACAAUCACAACCUCAGCAGCCAUGUCUCCGCCGCCCGCCCCCUCGACGAGGCCAUGCAUCUUAAGACGACGACGGCGACGACGACGCCGUUGAAGUCCGAGAGCGGAAUCACCUACAUCAACAACACCAACACCAACACCGCCCUGCCUUCGUUAUCGUCGUCCUCUCGAAAGCGCCCCAGGGACUCGAAUCAGGCCUUGUCAUUCUCGACGACGGAGAUUCAGCCCGACGGCAGGGGCAGUUGCGGCCGCUUCGCCUUCCUCGGGGAAGACGUUUCUCUCCACGUCCACCACCAGUUUCUCGACAUCGACCGCCUCGUCACUCAACACAUGGAGAAGUUGCGAGCGGAGAUGGACGAGCAGAGGCAGAGCCAAGCGCGGAGGCUCGCGGAAUCGAUCGGGCAAGGCCUCGCGAAGCGGCUCCGAGCGCGGGAGGAAGAGAUCGAGAAGAUCGGGAAGCUGAACUACGCGCUGGAGGAGAGGAUCAAGUCGCUCUGCAUCGAGAACCAGAUAUGGCGCGAUCUGGCGCAGACGAACGAAGCCACCGCGAACGCGCUGCGGACGAACCUGGAGCAAGUGCUGGCGCAAGUCAGGACGGCGGCGGACGACGCGGGCGAGUCGGCCGACCUCGACGAAGCCACGAACCACCGCCGGAACGGCGGCGGCGGGGGAGGCGGGGUCGACGACAACGCUCUGAUGGAGGACGCGGAGUCGUGCUGCGGGAGCAGCGGCGGCGGGGAGGAAGAGGAAUGCGAGGGGCGGCGGCGGCGGCCGGCGGAGGAGGAGGGGAGGAGGCGGUUGGGGUGCAGGGGGUGCGGGAAGGAGGAGGUGCGGGUGCUGAUUCUGCCGUGCAGGCAUCUGUGCCUGUGCCCGACCUGCGAGCCGUCGUGUCGUGCAUGUCCGGUGUGUAAGUCUGCCAAGAACGCCAGUUUCAUCAUUAACGUGGCGUGAUCGCGGGCGGGAAAUUGCCAAAAAAAUCCCUCCAGAUAUGUGGAAAUGGCAACAAAAAAAAAAAAAAAAAAGAGGAAAAUCUUUGCACAUUGUUGAUUAUGAUGAGCCUGUUUAUUCCCCCCCCCCCCUUUUUUUUGGCAAUUUGGCCCACUUCUUAGCUCGAAAUUGCGUCAUUGAUACCCUCCUCCGCACGUAUAAAAUGUGGCGAUUAGGUGCUAA
Molecule: messenger RNA, 1555 nt
Organism: Eucalyptus grandis
Lineage: Eukaryota; Viridiplantae; Streptophyta; Magnoliopsida; Myrtales; Myrtaceae
Product: probable BOI-related E3 ubiquitin-protein ligase 3
Exons: 3
Coding region: 200-1336 (378 amino acids)
Biological process (GO): regulation of programmed cell death
Molecular function (GO): ubiquitin-protein transferase activity
Source: RefSeq, a predicted model, not a curated record